Molecule: messenger RNA, 869 nt
Organism: Balaenoptera ricei (Rice's whale)
Lineage: Eukaryota; Metazoa; Chordata; Mammalia; Artiodactyla; Balaenopteridae
Gene: TPT1
Product: tumor protein, translationally-controlled 1
Exons: 6
Coding region: 1-657 (218 amino acids)
Cellular component (GO): cytoplasm
Molecular function (GO): calcium ion binding
Source: RefSeq, a predicted model, not a curated record
AUGAGGUUGGGGAGCGGCAGAGUCGGCCUUUUCCGCCCGCUCCCCCCUCCCCCCGAGCGCCGCUCCGGCAGCACCGCGCUCGCUCUGAGCUCCGUGCUCCUAAGCCAGUGCCACCGUUGUCUCCCUCCAGUCGCCAUCAUGAUCAUCUACCGGGACCUCAUCAGCCAUGAUGAGAUGUUCUCCGACAUCUACAAGAUCCGGGAGGUCGCGGACGGGCUGUGUCUGGAGGUGGAGGGGAAGAUGGUCAGUAGGACAGAGGGUAACAUUGAUGACUCGCUCAUUGGUGGAAAUGCCUCCGCUGAAGGCCCCGAGGGCGAAGGUACCGAAGGCACAGUAGUCACUGGUGUGGAUAUUGUCAUGAACCAUCACUUGCAGGAAACCAGUUUCACAAAAGAAGCCUACAAGAAGUACAUCAAAGAUUACAUGAAGUCAAUCAAAGGGAAGCUUGAAGAACAGAGACCAGAAAGAGUAAAACCUUUUAUGACAGGGGCUGCAGAACAAAUCAAGCAUAUCCUUGCUAAUUUCAAAAACUAUCAGUUCUUUAUUGGUGAAAACAUGAAUCCAGAUGGCAUGGUUGCUCUGCUGGACUACCGCGAGGAUGGUGUGACCCCGUAUAUGAUUUUCUUUAAGGAUGGUCUAGAAAUGGAAAAAUGUUAACAGAUUUGGCUGUUCGGAUCUGUCACCUGCUCGUCAUAACUGGCUGGCUGCUGCUGUUCAUCCACACAACACCAGGACUUAGACAGAUGGGACUGAUGGCAUCUUGAGCUCUUCGUUUUGAUGUUGAUUUGUUUGGAGCGGAGGCAUUGAUUUGAGGAAAAAAAAAAACAUGUCAUGUAGGUUGUCUAAAAAUAAAAUGCAUUUAAACUCAA